GAGCAUGAAAAGCAACAUGGCCGUUUUGCACUGUGUUCUCCAGACACUUCACUUUCUUCCCCAGAGAGAAGAUUUUAUUUCAAAUAAAGCUGUUUACUUGGCACCUCUGGGCGACCCUUUUUGGAAGCGCCAUAGCCAUGGGUGGCUUUGGAAUCUCACUUCGGAGGCACAAGUUUGUCCUCCUCGUGCUCUUUCUUCUGCACAUUCAGAGUCUGGGUCUGGACAUGGAGAGUCAUCCUACCACUGAAGUCUGUGCUACACACACCAUCUCACCAGGACCCAAAGGAGACGAUGGUGAAAAAGGAGAUCCAGGAGAGGAGGGAAAGCUCGGCAAAGUGGGACGCAUGGGGCCAAAAGGAGUUAAGGGAGAACUGGGUGAUGUGGGAGACCAAGGCAACAUUGGCAAGACUGGGCCCAUUGGCAAGAAGGGUGACAAAGGGGAAAAGGGUUUGCCCGGGAUUCCUGGAGGAAAAGGCAAAGCAGGUACUGUCUGCGAUUGUGGAAGAUACCGAAAAGUUGUUGGGCAAAUGGACAUUAGCGUUGCUCGCCUCAAGUCAUCUAUGAACUUCGUCAAGAAUGUCAUAGCAGGGAUUAGGGAAACGGAUGAGAAAUUCUACUACAUCGUGCAGGAAGAGAAGAGCUACAGGGAAUCCCUGACCCACUGCCGGAUCCGGGGUGGCAUGCUAGCCAUGCCCAAGGACGAAGCUGCCAACACACUCAUCGCGGACUAUGUAGCCAAGAGUGGCUUCUUCCGGGUCUUCAUCGGGGUGAAUGACCUAGAGAGGGAGGGACAGUAUGUGUUCACGGACAACACCCCACUGCAGAACUACAGCAACUGGAAGGAGGGGGAGCCCAGCGACCCCUAUGGUCAUGAGGACUGUGUGGAAAUGCUGAGCUCAGGCAGGUGGAAUGACACCGAGUGCCAUCUUACCAUGUAUUUUGUCUGUGAGUUUGUCAAGAAGAAAAAGUAACUUCUCUCAUGCUACACAUUGGUUAUUCCCUGUGACUGCCAUUGCUGCUCUUUUUAUCUGUCCUUUUCUUCCUACUUAUGCUAAAUUUGUUCUGACUCAGGACAAGUGGAAAAUGCUAAACUGGGGUUUGGAAUCUUCAUCGCCCUGUUCUUUGGUGACAGUUUUAGACAUUUGUUUAUACAGUAUAGUAUUGAGCCAACAGCUUGCAUGGGUCUCAAGAGAGAGUUUGAAUUGUUAGUUGUGUGGGAGGUGAAAUAAAAUGUUCUCUUAGCAUUUGCUCUGUCCCCUCUCUCUAAAGCCCUAAUUGCUCUCUACCUGGCCCAGCAGAUAAUUGGGACAGUUGGUUGGUGAGGACUAAGAAAAUCUGUCAUUCCCAAAGUCAGACAUGUGGGGGGGGGGGGUCUUAAGUUUUCUAGAAAUGCCAAUAUAUUAUUCAUUUCGGAAUCCAAGAUCCCUAGUUCUUUGAUCCAUCAUCACCAUAGUCAUCCUCAUACUUGUAAGUCUCUCUUGGUCACAUAAGCAUAGAAACACUUCACCCCAAACCUCUAUAUGAGGCAUUUCUGUGAUGUCAGAGAGACCUAUUCCAGGCCAUAUAGAACCGGAACCAUACAGAAUCUUUUUGUACUUCUCACCUAUAAUUUUCAGUGAAGAGUAUCAGGUAGCUGCCCUGGCUCCCUUCCUUUAGGCCUACAACUUAAUCCCAGACCCCCAGAUGAUUAACUCUCUGACUUGAGGAAAAGGGACCUUUAGAAAUUAAAAAGAAAA
This is a messenger RNA of Pipistrellus kuhlii (Kuhl's pipistrelle), 1736 nucleotides long. It is a transcript of the gene COLEC10, whose product is annotated as collectin subfamily member 10. The transcript has 7 exons. The record is from RefSeq and is a predicted model, not a curated record. Lineage: Eukaryota; Metazoa; Chordata; Mammalia; Chiroptera; Vespertilionidae. The coding region runs from base 138 to 971 and encodes 277 amino acids.